GCGCACCCUCCUCCCUGCUCCUCUGCCUGAGACUGCGGGGCGCGCCCGCGCGCGCACUCUUUGCUCCAAGGCGCUCGGGAGGACGCGGGGCCUCCCCUGCAGCGGCGCCCACGCCGCCCCAUCGGGAGCCCGGAGACCCCGCCAGAGCCCCGGCUGCUCCCCGGGACGCUACCUGUUGUUGGGCCCGGAGCUCUCGGAGCCGGGACGUCACCCGGGUGGAGUGAGGGGGGGCAGCCGGGAGCGGGAGGGUCGCGACCGAAACGCCGAUUUGCCCCUCCUCCUGCUCCAAAGGUGGCACAUCUGGCUGCCACGUGACCCCCCCCCGGGUCCCUUAAGGGAGUAGUCUGAGGAGGCAGCUGUCACCAUAACAACCUGCGCCGAAAACGAGGAGACCCCCACCCGAGAGGGAAGAAACGGCGGAGGUGGGCUGGGUCCUCAGGGGCGGCCUCGGCGGCGGCGGUUUUCUCCGAGGCUCCGGAGGGACCAUGUUGCAGCCGCUGUGGGGAGAGGGAAGGCGGGGGCCAGAGUCGGCGCCGCAUCCCGGGGAGCUCCAUCCUCUGGGCGAGGUGAAGUCUCGGAGGUGAGCCAGGCAGGAGGAGCAGGCGAGGAGGGCGAGGAAGGACGGGAGACAAAGAGCCGAGGCGGAAUCCCGAAGAGGAAGGUGGGCAGGGAACGGAUUUGCCCCAGGGAUUUUUCUCCCUGAACUCCCGCAGGGAGAAAAGCAAGACUUCCCCGCGCUCCGUCCGCGCAGCAGCUGCUCCCGGUCCCUCGCGCAGCCCCAGCAGGGCGAUGUGGAGCAAGCCCGCCAAGGACAGGCACCAUCUCUGAGGACGAGGAGACAAAGGGGAAGGCUGGCACCCCGGUGAGAGCCAGAGGGAAGAGGAGGAAGGUCCAGGCGAGGGAAGGGAGGACCCAACCUACUCACCACCCACCCCCGUCGUGCUUCCCUCCCUUCCCUUCCCCUUCCCUUCCUUUCCCUUCCCCACCCCGCCUUGGCCGGCGGCACCAAGCCAGAGAGCCCUCCAGCUGUUACCACUCCUGCCCAUCGAGCGGUCGGCUGCCUUUGGAUGCCAUGGGGAACAGCUUCUCCAGCAUCCCGGCGCUGCCCAGAGGCAACGCGAGCCGGUUCCACAGGGCCCAUCAUCAGCAUCUCAAAGACUCUAUAGGUGGGCCUUUUCCUGCUUCCUCUCACCGAUGCCACCACAAACAAAAACACUGUCUGCCCAUCCCGCAGUGUGGAACCCUCUCUAUCAGCCCAUUGCUUUUCCACCCCCACACGAAGGGGUCACAGAUUAUCAUGGACACCACACAGAAGGCAGUCAAACGGCAGGCCAGCUUCUGCAAUGCAAUCACCUUCAGCAACAGACCAAUUGUUAUCUAUGAGCAAGUCAGGCUCAAGAUCACCAAGAAGCAAUGUUGUUGGAGUGGGGCUCUUCGACUUGGAUUUACCUCCAAGGAUCCCUCUAGGAUUAACCCAGAAACCCUUCCUAAGUAUGCAUGUCCAGACCUGGUUUCUCAGAGUGGAUUUUGGGCCAAGGCUCUUCCAGAAGAAUUUGCAAAUGAAGGAAACAUCAUAGCAUUCUGGGUGGACAAAAAGGGACGUGUAUUUUAUCGGGUUAAUGACUCUGCUGCCAUGUUGUUCUUCAGUGGGGUAAGGACCACCGAACCACUGUGGGCUUUGAUUGACGUGUAUGGACUCACACGUGGUGUGCAGCUACUAGAUAGCGAAAUUAUUCCUCCUGAUUGCCUCCGUCCAAGAUCAUUUACAGCAAUCCGCCGGCCCUCCUUGCGCAGGGAGACAGAGGACACCCGGCUGUCUGUGAGCCUUUGUGACCUCAACCUCCAGGAAGAGAACUUCCAUGUCAUGGCUGCCAUGUGUCCUAUCCCACAGAACUCCCUCAACUCUCAACAUUCCCACCUUCUCCCAUCCCAGCUUGAAAGUGACCUCCGCUUCCAUCAACUCAGGGGAGCUCAUAUUAAAAUUCUGGAUGACCAGACUGUUGCCCGUCUGGAGCAUGCUCGGGAAGAGAGAACUUUGGUCUUCACCAGCAGGCCUCUUAGAAUCAAUGAGACAAUAUUUGUCAAAAUCAAUAAAUCUAACACCUCACGCACUGGGACACUUUCUUAUGGAGUGACGACUUGUGAUCCUAGUACAUUGCGGCCCAGCGACCUUCCCUAUAAUCCUGAGUCUUUAGUUGAUCGAAAAGAGUUCUGGGCAGUCUGUAGAGUGCUUGUGCCACUCCAGAGCGGAGACAUUUUGGGAUUCAUGGUGAAUUCAGAAGGAGAACUGCAUUUGAGCCACAAUGGAGCAAGCGCCGGCAUGCAGGUGUGCGUGGAUUGUUCCCAGCCACUGUGGAUGUUCUUUGGUUUACAUGGAGCAGUGAUGCAAAUCCGUGUCCUCGGUUCUACUCUCAUGACGGAGCGGUUGGGCCCAUCGGCACCAAGCUCACCAACUUCAUCUCCAAACUCACCCUCUGUCCUCUGCAAUGGUGUGUCUGAUCCCAUUCUGAGUAACAGCGGUUCUGGUCUGCUUGGCAGCUCUCUCAGUGGCACGGCUCCAAACUCUCCAGUCAGCAUGCCAGAAUCCCCCCUUUCCCCCUCCAUCUCAGGAUCCUGGAAUGAUGAGUGUACCAUCUGCUAUGAGAACAUGGUGGACACCGUGAUUUACUCCUGUGGACAUAUGUGUCUGUGCUACACAUGUGGGCUCAAACUCAAGAAGAUGGCCAAUGCCUGUUGUCCCAUCUGCAGACGUGCCAUUAAGGACAUCAUCAAGACCUAUCGCAGCACUUAGAGUGGCAUGAAAAAAAAAAGGGUAGGGGUUGGAGAAUAGAUCUUAAGGAGACUGAACCAAGCCAGGGUAAGGUAGAAGAAAGGGUCAUCCUAGUUGUCAGUUUCCCUAUCCUUAAAUGUGUAGCUAAUUCUGAAUGUUGCUGUCUGUGGGCAAACUUCAAUAUUCGAGGGCUAAAGAUUUCUUCCUUCCUUGGCAUCUAGCAAAGAGUUACUGCCAACGCUUGCAGAUACAGCCAACAAGAAAGGUUGGAUGUGACGUCCCAUUUCCCUGGCUCUCCAUCCCAUAAAUUCCCUGCCUUUCUUGCCCCCAUGAGGUUGCAAAUGUCAAAUGAGGAGGAUAUGCCAAAAAAAAGGGGAAAAAAAGGCCAGCUCAUCUUGGGCACACUAAGCAAUUACUUUGCAUGAAUGGAUCCAAAUGAGUUGAGAAGAAACAAGUCAUUUGAGCACGUAAAUCACUUUGCGGGCAAGAAAGCCCUAUAUAGAAAUAUUCUUCCCAGGUUUCUGGUAAGCUAAACUGGAAAGAACUGUCUUGUGAUGGCAGCCACAAAUGCACAUCAGUGGCAGCUGGAUCCAUUCCCGACUCAUAGCUGUGGUAUGUAGUGUUUGCUGCUGCUAAGGAAGGUGAUCUUUGGGUGCUUUUUCCUGUUCUGUGCAUAUACAGGAUGCCCCCUUUUAAAUGACCGCCUUCAAAAUCUACUUUCUGCAAAGACUCCCGUUUUUUUGCUCCAGCCUGUCUACCCCAUCGGUGGAAGCAGCUGUUCCUGUUCCUACAGCAUGAUGCCCCCCUCUUUCAUCAGAAAUUCCUCCUUUGCUUUUUGAAGCCCACCACCAAUUUAAAAACCAUUACUCCUGGAGGCUGCUUUCAGGGGCCAAAGGGGUGCCUUUACAGCUGCUUUCAGAAAAUGAUGGAGCACAUUAUCAAAGCCAUAAGGAAGAAAGUUCUCCAUCCGGUAAUUAGACAUUUAUCUUGGCUUUGAAGGAAAAUAGUAUAAGAAUCCUUGAUCAAACUGAAUGUACAACAUAGAGCUGGAUCUAUUUUGUUAUCAAGAAACAGAGAGGAGGACUAGAAACAUUUUAUCUUACUUUUAUUUGUUUAUUUGGUUUACUGAAGAAUUUUAGAAGCAGUCUUGUUUUCUCAACAUGUGAAGGACAAUGGUUUUGGCUUCUCUGUUCCCACCACUGUGAAUAUGCUUGACACAGCCGAAUUCUUGGCACUUCCUUCAGGGUCUUGCUGCAGCUGAGUAUGCUAUGAUGGACAGCCACAGGCCCUCAUUCAUCAGUGACCCACUGUCUUCUCAGUUUGACAAACUUGAACCAAUCAGCAACUGUGGCCAUAUCAUCACCUCUUCUGAAAUCUCACAGAAUACUAUGAGUCGGGAGAAGACCACAGUCCUGUAAAAAAUCUCAGCUGCUUGCUAUGGAUAUAAUAGUACGUAUUAGGUAGGAAACAGGUGAAUUAAGAGAGAAUUGUGAAAGGAAGGGUGGGCCAUUGAUGGUAAGGCUUUCAUUUUUCUGUCCACUGUAACAGUGGAAUAAUUUUGUCCUCAUCAAAUGGACAUUCUCUAUAUAUAGUAUUGAUGUUUGGAUGCAGUGGUCAACUCAUGUCAGGCUUAGAAAGCCGGUAAAUAUGGCUGCCCACAGAGAGGGAAGGGAAGACUAGAAAAAUUUCUGAGAGAACCAAUUCUCCCUGUCACCCAAUGCCUGCCUUUGAGGAAAAAAUCAAGCCAUCCCCUUUCACAGUACAUCCAGACAAAUAAUAACCUUGUACUGGACUGUCUAUUCUUUUGACUUGAUUCAGUCAUUACUUACCUGGAUCUCAAUAACAUGCUUAGAGAUGAGCCCCCUGCCCUGUUAUUGUCACUUCCCAGACAUAGAGAGUGAUGUUUCUGAAAGAGAGAGGUUCUUGCAGAUCUGUAGGCUCUUCACGUGAGCAAGAACCCUAAUUCUUCUUCAUUCUUGCUUGCACGUAGUGCUUACAUGUGAGGGAAACCCUUCUCCAGAAGUGCUGCUCUCCCAAAAACCAGGUAAGUAAUGACUGAAUAGAACUUUUCUUGCUGUCUAAACUCAUGGACUAUUUCAACUACUGCAGGACCUUUCAAGUACAAGUAUCAGCACAGUCCCCACCAUUGCAUUUCAUAGUUGAUAUCUGCCCCCCCCCCAAAAGACAAGCAAGCAAGAAAAGGGGCAGGGUCGUCCCAGCCUCAUACUGCAAGCUUGGUCCCAGUAUUCAAGAAGUCAGUCCAAUUUGAGUAGACACUUAACAUGUACAAUAGGAGGGAGGUCUGAAUCAGAGCAGCAAGUGACCAGGAGGCUCCAAAUCAAGGUGGUUAGUGCACAUCAUAUGAAGCAGAAAAUACAUCAAGAAUCUCAUUCCACUCCAGCAGCAAAAAAGCAGUAAUAAUAAAUUUAUUAACUAACAAUUGGCAAUCUUUUCAUGACCGACGGUUUAGCUAAAUAAUUUUAGAUGCCAGACUUAAAGGUCUUGGAGACUCCCUACACACACUUUAGAGGGACAUUGCUUUGUUGUGAAGCCCAAAAAGUAACAACGGUAUUUUCUUGCCCACAAUUCCAUGUAUUACAACCACUUCUACAUUCCUUAUACAGCAGAACAAAAACCUUAGACUGAAACUGUUCCCCAGCCCAGAUCCUGAAAUGUCUUCACAUUUCAAGCCCAAUUAAAUACCUUCUAGCAUAACAGGUUUCCUUCUGUUGUCCUGAUGCUAAACAAACUUACUAGGGAUUGUGCCAUUUUGUGAUUUUU
Pogona vitticeps (central bearded dragon) is the source of this 5551-nucleotide messenger RNA. It is a transcript of the gene NEURL1, whose product is annotated as neuralized E3 ubiquitin protein ligase 1. The record is from RefSeq and is a predicted model, not a curated record. Gene Ontology annotation, cellular component: plasma membrane; postsynaptic density. Gene Ontology annotation, biological process: negative regulation of Notch signaling pathway. Gene Ontology annotation, molecular function: ubiquitin protein ligase activity. Lineage: Eukaryota; Metazoa; Chordata; Lepidosauria; Squamata; Agamidae.